Molecule: messenger RNA, 2064 nt
Organism: Penicillium taxi
Lineage: Eukaryota; Fungi; Ascomycota; Eurotiomycetes; Eurotiales; Aspergillaceae
Product: putative C6 transcription factor
Exons: 4
Coding region: 1-2064 (687 amino acids)
Biological process (GO): DNA-templated transcription
Cellular component (GO): nucleus
Molecular function (GO): zinc ion binding; DNA binding; DNA-binding transcription factor activity, RNA polymerase II-specific
Source: RefSeq, a predicted model, not a curated record
AUGGCACCUGUAACCGCUCAGACCAAUCCCUCCUCGAAACUGCCCUCAUCCGCGUUCGCUGGCGCGCGACCCUACCGCUCACACAAGGUUCGUGCAUGCGAUCUAUGUCGCAAGCGCAAGUCUAGAUGUAUCGUCGAAACCCUCGGUCAAUCAUGUCUCAUGUGUCGCAUGCAAGGUGCCGACUGUCACUAUCAAGAUGAAGCGAAUGCAGAUGUGUCGGUGUUGAGCACUUUAGAGUCCAAUUCUGUGGUGAAUAUGUCUGGGCAGAAGCGCAAGCGCAAUAACAGUCCCGAUAAGCUUUCUAAUUCGGAAUCACAUAUACCUGCUCAUAUCACAUCCCAUCAGUUGACCAGUGGACCUAGUCCUCAGGGCACGAAUUCUUCUUCUGGUCGGCGGGGAAGUGACUCACGACGGAAAGGAUACGACGACGACCGCCAUAACGAAUCAGUUCUCAUAGUUGGGCCAAUGGUUGCAGAGGAUGCGCAGGUUAUUGAGAAACACAUGCCUCCUGAACGUUCUAGCCUUUCCGAAGAACCGCAGAGUCACCCAUAUAAUAUUUACUCGAGUGACCCGCGCAAACCUGUACUCUACACGACGAUUCCGCGACGGAGGAAGGGUAUGCGUGUUGGAGUUCCACCAGGCGAAAAUCAGAAAGAAAUUCUUGAGCAAAUACUGGGUCCAUUCAAGCAUGAUCUCGUGAAAUUAUUUAUUGACAGAUUUAAUAUUGCAUUCCCCAUAUUUGACGGACAAGCUUUCUGGGAGGGCUAUAUAACAGACUCAUCGGAUGAUCCUCCAGCCGCUCUGGUGUGCCAAGUUUAUUCGAUGUCACUUGUGUAUUGGAAGCAUACUCCAAAACUUGCAUGCCAUCCAAAACCAGACGUUCGAUACGCCGUAAACAUGACUGUUGCUGCAUUACAUGAAGAAUUCUCGGAACCUGGUCUUUCAACUAUCAGCGCAGCGCUGAUUGAUCUCACUGGACGGCCCAUCUUCUCUAUGACCGGAAAUGCUAUCAGCUGUGGCCGUAUGAUAUCAUUGGCAAAUUGCCUUGGUUUGAAUCGUGACCCAAGCAAUUGGAAGCUGUCACAGCCAGAAAUGGACCAGCGGAUUCGCCUUUGGUGGGGAGUAGUUAUUCAUGAUCGUUGGGGAAGUUUCGGUCAUGGCGUACCUCCUCAGAUCUCCAAAAGCCAAUAUGAUGUGCCUCUGCCUACAGUUGAUAGCUUGGUUGCUCCCAACAUGCGAAAUACAGAGCGUGUUGAGGCAGCUCAAUGUCAUAUCGCUUUAUGUAAGUUGACUGAAAUCUUGGGUGAGCUUUUGCCUCUUGUAUACGGUCUACAAGCAAAGCUAGCUCGCGAAAUCUCUAAGAAAGUGAGACAGAUCCGAACAGACUUAGAUCUGUGGGAAGAUUCUCUCCCUAGUUGGUUGAGAUCACCAGUACCCAAUUGUGGAGAACAAAUCACAGCAACAAGCAGCUUACAGCUUGCCUUUUUGGCAGUUAAGAUGCUUGUCAGUCGAGUUGAAUUGAAUGAGGUCAAUAACGCAGAUACAGAUAAUCCGGCAGCACGCCGUUACUUCCAGACAGAGUGCCGUCGAUCAGCAGAGGAUAUUGUGCGGUUCAUUACCUCUCUCAGAAAGGAGAACUUCAAAGAAUUUUGGCUGCCAUAUAGCGCAUUUCACCUGACUUCGACCGCAACUCUGCUUGUCCGUUGUGCUCUCGAGUCCAACGAGAAUGAGAUUGCCCAGUCUUGUCUUGCAAAUGUGGAAACUCUCCGCAGUGUCUUGCGGCGAGUGCGCGAGGAAGAAGACUGGGAUGUGGCAGAUAUGUGCCUGGACCAUUGUGAACGAAUCAUGCACCGACUUUCUGGCACAAAUACCAAGACAGACCAGGCCUUGAAUUCUUCAUCCAUGGAGCAUGGGCUGAUUAACCCAGCACUGAUCUCACUACCUGAAACGCAAACCAAUAAUGACAUUGUAGAUGACAUGAUGUCUAUCUCGAAUACCUUCGGGACCAUGGAUGGGUUCCCCUUUGACAUGACUGGAAUUUGGGAUGUCUCUGCUUGGGAAUAG